CGGCAUUGCCAACGAUACAACUGUUGUCUGCUCCCUUGCGAACCGGCAAGUGUUGACUGCUUUCCUUCCUCUUUUGUUUUUGAGUUUCCUGCUCAAAGAAAUAAGUUUAUUUUCUCAUUUUUAAGUUUUGUCCAAUCUUCCCAUUCCUUAACUGCAUGAAGCCAAUUUAACAUGUACGUCAACCUGUGUCAAUAUAUCUAGCAGCACACAGUUAUAACUGACCCGUUGCCAAUCAUGAGCCUACGUUUACAAUGUCAGUGAGAAACGGCUGGCAGACAUUUGUCACAAUAUUUCAGAGUUCUAGGUUGCGACUAGGGAAACCUGAAAUAAAAGCAUCAAAUAUUCAGCAGUUUAGACCCGAGUUCACGCUGAAAGAAAUGUUUACGGCAGCGUGUUAUCAGUUUGUGAAGUCGAUAGGGAAGACGACGCUUCACGCUACACCCAGUCUCGAUGAGAAAGACAAUGUUAAAAUGUUCCAGUUGGUCGUCAAGACAAAGCGAAGAAGUUUUAUCUUCUGGGAGAAGUCUGACUUCAGACCAACAGAGUUUCAGCUUACGGAUGUAAUGAUGGUCCAAAAGCCACUUGGUAUCUCAACCCAGCAGACAGAUCUUGUCUCCGAGUUCAACAGAACAUCCAAAGUAUCGCUGAAAGGCAAAAUCGGCGCCGAGAUUAGCAAGGAAAUUUUAGAUGUUGAGUUGGAAGCUAAGGACACGCUAACACUGGACAUCAAGUUUGGCAAGGUGAAAAAAGUGGAAAUUCGGGAGCAGGAACUAAUUGACAGCCUGACUAACAGGAGCAUCAACAUGGACCACCCCUACAUUCAACAAAUCCGCAGCGAUAAGUCUAAGGUGUUGUGUAUCAUAACGGGAGUUGCAAGCCUACCAGAUGGUGGGACGAUUCACAGGGUCACUGAUGCUGACAUUGAGGCCACCUCUAAAGUAAAAGUCUUCAAGGACAUCUCAGGAAGCACUGGGGCAGAGUACCUUAAAGAUCGGGAUAUUGGCUUGUCUUGUAACACAGCAGUCGCGUAUAAUGUUCAUGAGCUAAACGUGGAGAAAAGAACGGGACAAUUACAGCUGGUGUUGGCACAGGGACAUCAUGGAGGCUUCUGUGAUUGUAUUGGUUACGAUGAAGUAGACGCCCAGGCUGUACCUUCAGGUGCUGUUGAUGUUUCUCAUCCACAAAUACGCCAGCUAGGGAGGAAACAUAUCACAGACAAAGACUUGGAGCAAGUGAGGAAUAUUUUUGCGGGAAUUACAUCAAUGGAUGACAAGACGAGGGCUGAAUUGAACAAGAAGCUAUUUGAGUUGAUGAAAAUACCCAGAGAUCUCGUGCUGCUGUCAGAUCUGGUGGAUGAAACUGAAAAAGGGAAGCAACUCAGUCUUACUUUGAUAGACCUAGCCAACAAGCUUAUCAGCCCACAAGAUGUGUGGCUGUACCUGCUAACAAGGGCUGGCUUCAUUCUUGAUGGUGAGGACUUAAAACCGCCGCACCAGUCAGACCCUGCCUUAGCGAUGUAUGGAGAACUCCUGGACGCUGCCUCCAUGCUAGAUGAUGAAAUGAUGGACAUGGUAUCAACAUUCCCGCCACACUGCGCCCAGCCUAUGCUUACGCUGCUGGCUGAAGGAAUGAAGGGGCGGGAAGUUAAAGACCCUUCAGUAUUGAAAGCAGUUCUAUCAGACCCUACCAGCAUGAAAAUGCUCCUUGACCUAGAGUUCCGACUAGAGAACGAUGUUAUUGAUGCACCCGUCGAAUUGCCGUACACCAUUGACGAAGUGUAUUGGCUGAUUUUUGCAUUGUAUGGCAAAUGAAAAAGUCUGCUUUAAUUGUUUUGACAAGUGUCAAGCUUCAUUUUGUUUUGUUUUGGCGUUGUCAUUCCGUCUGUCCGACUCUCUUUUUACCUUAUCUUGAUGGGGAUUUGUAUGAUAAUGUUCAAACUAUGUCAGAAUGUUCACUUUGAUGAAUACUCGACUCCUUAUGAAAGUGGGUAAAAAACUAGAGUCGUUAUAUUUCAUCCAAUAUUCAUUAAACUUAAUCAGAAUAUUUCCCUUAACUAGACAAGGUCAGAAAAAUUAUGUCCAGAAUCAAAAAUUGGUUUCAAUUAGUCAGACUUUGAUAAAACUAUGGUCAGAAUGUUUCCCUUCAUGUGUAAUUUUGGAAGACUUGAAAAGUGGGUCGCAUGAAUCAUGAACUAGGUCAUAAGGUCAAAUCUUAAAGAAAUCUUAGGAACAAACCUAGGCAAUAAAUAUGGCGAUUCUUCAGGAGACUUGAUCAGAAUAUUGGCCACGAUAAAAUGUUUGGAUCGGUUUGAAACUAGGUUACAUUCAAAAACUAGGUCACAAGUUCAAAUCUUAAUUAAAACCAUUUGAACAGUCUAGAAGUUAUAUUUUUGCAAUAUUUCUUGUCCAAUAUUCAUCAAACUUAAUCAGAAUGUUUGCCUUGAUGAUUUUUUUAUAAGGUACUAGGUCAAGUUUAAAUACUACACUAUAUACAAUAUUAUUUCAUUUCAAAUAGUUGUAAAGAACCUCAUUCAUCACAUCAGCAGUCUUGCAUGUUUUGGUUGGAAUAUUUCAUCAACAUGUUCCAUGCAAUCUACUUUGCCUAAUAUGAGGGUGGAUGUCAACGAAUUUGCUUGUUUUUUGUUAUUGCACUUUACUUGAAGUCUAAUUGUCACUUUUUAUGGCACGAAGCAGUAUUGGUCUCAUGAUUUUUGUAUUUGUAUUUUUGAAUGCAUGAUAUGAAUUUGUAUCAUUGUUUGCAAGUUUUUAGCUCGACUAUUCGAAGAAUAAGGAGAGCUAUACUACUCACCCAAGCGUUGGCGUCGGCGUCUGCGCCUUGGUUAAGGUUUUGCGUGCAAGCACACAUAGGAAUAUCUCAGCAACUACGAGAGGUAUUGCAUUGAGACUUGAUACAAUGGUACUCAACCAUCCAACCUACUCAAUUAACCAAGUUAGAUAACUCUAGUUUGCAUUUAAUUAAAAUAAUAGGCCUUUAUUAUUUGACUUCGAAAUUCUGGUUAAGGUUUUGUGUUCAAGCACACGUAGGUUAAUAUCUCAGCAACUACUUGAGGUAUUGCAUUGAGACGUGAUACAAUGGUACUCAACCAUCCAACCUACUUAAUUAACCAAGUUAGAUAACACUAGUUUGCAUUUAAUGCAAAUAAUUGCCCUUUAUUAUUCGACUCAGAAAUUCUGGUUAAGAUUUUGCAUGUAAGCACACAUAGGUUAAUAUCUCGGCAACUACUGGAUGGAAUUGCAUUGAGACUUUAUAAAAUGGUACUCAACCAUCCAAUCUAAUUAAAUAACCAAGUAAGAUAACUCUAGUUUGCAUUAAAUUAAAAUAAUGGCCCCUUUUUUAUUCAACAUAGAAAUUCUGGUUAAGGUUUUGCAUGUAACCACUUUUAAGUCAAUGCUUCAGCGAAUACAUCAUGUAUUGCAUUGAAACUUUACUCACAUGCUCCCAACCAUUUAACCUUUUUAUUUAAUCAAGUAAGAUAACUCUUAUCUUUCAUAUUAUAUCAUUUUUGCCCCUUUAUUAUGCAACUUAGAAAUUCUGGUUAAGGUCUUGCAUGUUAGCACACAUAGGAUAAUAUCUCAGCAACUACUUGAUGUAUUGCAUUGAAACUUUAUACAAUGGUAUUCAACCACCCAACCUAAUUGAAUAAUCAAGUUAGAUAACUGUGUUUUGCAAAUAAUGGCCCUUUAUUAUUACACUUAAAAAUUCUGGUUAAAAUUUUUCAUGUAAGCAGAUUUUUGUUAAUAUCUCCGCACAUCAUGUAUUGCAUUGAAAUCUAAUCUAACAGUGAUCCAUGCAUGUUUCGCCAAAACUUUUCAAUCCUUACACUGAAAAGCGCGCUGUCUCUGUGACAGCUCUUGCUUUUAAAUAAAGUAUUUUACUGUAAAUACGCAUAAUAAACACUUGAGCAAAUAUUGAUAAACAUUGUUAAUUUGUUUGCUUGUGAUAAUUUGAAAAUGUGUAUUUUUUAACUCCUUGAUUGUUGUGGUAUAUAUUGAAUAUUUAUAUGACUUUCAAUUAUACAUGCCAUUAUUUCUGGAAUGCAUAAAACCACCUUUGUUCUGUACUGUAAAAGGUUAUAAGUUGCAUCAAGAUAUUUUGGGUCUUUUUGGUUCAAAUCAUAUCUAUUCACAUUUGUACCAUGUUGAAGAGACCUGGACUGUGCCCAGGUUUGUCUGGGGAAUUCACCACUUCAUCGAUAGCUGUAGUUUGAAUGUUGAUUUAAUACAAAUCUGAAAUCAUUUUUGUCUGUUCAUUGUGUGUUUUGAUUUUAAUUUGUACUUCUGUACGUCUCAAACUGGUAUACAUUUUCAACCAUUUUGAAUCGUUGAAUCGUUGAAAAUAGUUAACCAUAUUCAUUUAUUUAAAUGAAAUUAAUUUUAGUGAGAAUAUAUAUCUUUGUAUGUAUUAUACUCAAUGCUUUACGGAAAAGUAUUUGUAUUUCAUUUAUGUAAUUUAUAAUUUGAUGAGAGAGUUCUGGAACAAACUAGAGUUUAUUGUUAUGCUUGAAACAUUUUGUACAUUUUCACGUUACUUCUUGCAAAUAUUUUGGUUUUUUAUUGCAAACUAGUGUUUAUUUUUAAUGUGCUGUUUUGCUUUAUAAUACUUUUAUACUUUUUGUACAUGUACACACUAGUUGGUGCUGUAUCAUGUUGUUUUUUUCUCAUGUACUUAUUCUUGUUGUAUGUCAUAUUAAUCUGAAAUGACAUCGCCAUACCAUCCAACAUUUGCCAAAACAGAUUGCCCUAAAAGUGCAAUUUAUUCUACCUUUGGCCUUUUCCCAAAACUCAUUGAUCAUAAAUUGCCAUACCAUGUGCCAUUGGCUAAACAGAUUGGCUGCAUGUACUUCAUACUUUGUAUUAGCUACAGUUGGAAAGGUUGUAAUGAUAUUUGGACAAGGUAGAUACACUUUGUGUUAGUAAUUCUACUAUGUUAACUAUACACAUUUGCCAUAAUUUGAAUGCAAUAAAUUAGUAGAAGUCUUUAAUUAUACCCCCCAAAACAAAGUUUGGGGGGGGUAUACUGGAAUCGGGUUGUCCGUCUGUCCGUCUGUCUGUCCGUCUGUCCGUCCGUUUUUUUUUUGUCCGGGAUUCAUCUUUGUCGUUAUUGAACAAAUCUUUUUCAAACUUUCAGAUAUUAAUGGCCAUGAUGUAAACUUGCGCCUCUGUGAAAUUGGUACGGGUCACAUGACCCUGACCAGAGUUAUCUCCCCUUGAUGUGUUAAAGUAGGCAAAAUAAGCCCUGUCCGGGAUUCAUUUUUGAUAUUAUUCAACAAAUCUUUUUCAAACUUUCAGAAAUUAAUGGCCAUGAUGUAAACUUGCGCCUCUGUGAAAUUGGUACAGGUCACAUGACCCUGACUGGAGUUAUCUCCCCUUGAUGUGUUAAAGUAGGCAAAAUAAGCCCUGUCCGGGAUUCAUCUUUGUUAUUAUUCAACAAAUCUUUAUCAAACUUUCAGAAAUUAAUGGCCAUGUUGUAAACUUUCGCCUCUGUGAAUUUGGUACAGGUCACAUGACCCUGACUGGAGUUAUCUCCCCUUGAUGUGUUAAAGUAGGCAAAAUAAGCCCUGUCCGGGAUUCAUCUUUGUUAUUAUUCAACAAAUCUUUAUCAAACUUUCAGAAAUUAAUGGCCAUGUUGUAAACUUUCGCCUCUGUGAAUUUGGUACAGGUCACAUGACCCUGACUGGAGUUAUCUCCCCUUGUAGGCAAAA
Mya arenaria is the source of this 5722-nucleotide messenger RNA. Its product is annotated as gasdermin-E-like. Gene Ontology annotation, biological process: programmed cell death. The transcript has 12 exons. Bases 252 to 1811 code for a protein of 519 amino acids. Lineage: Eukaryota; Metazoa; Mollusca; Bivalvia; Myida; Myidae. The record is from RefSeq and is a predicted model, not a curated record. Gene Ontology annotation, cellular component: cytoplasm.